Molecule: messenger RNA, 1406 nt
Organism: Oreochromis niloticus (Nile tilapia)
Lineage: Eukaryota; Metazoa; Chordata; Actinopteri; Cichliformes; Cichlidae
Product: cathepsin L1
Exons: 9
Coding region: 235-1227 (330 amino acids)
Biological process (GO): proteolysis
Molecular function (GO): cysteine-type peptidase activity
Source: RefSeq, a predicted model, not a curated record
CCUAUUCCUGUCUGCACACAGCCGUAACAUGACAUUUUCAAACCAAUGAUGCGUAAUCAUGGUUGCAUUAUCCAGCUCUCUUUGUGGUUACAGUGGCUUGCAAAAGUACAAAAGAAUUCAAGUUACAAAAUAGCUGGAAUAGCUGUAGUCAGCUAUAUAAGCACUCCUCCCAUGUGGUUAUACUUCAGUCUUCGGGACAGACGCAGACACUGAGACAGCUUGUUUUUAGUCAAGAUGAAGUUGCUUCUAGUUGUUGCUGCUGUUCUGGCUGUAUCCAGCUGUGGCCGCAUGUCUCUGGAAGACAUGGAGUUUCAUGCCUGGAAGCUCAAGUUUGAAAAAUCCUACGACUCUCCAUCAGAGGAGACUCAAAGGAAGCAGAUCUGGCUCAACAACCGUAAACUUGUGCUAAAGCACAAUGCUUUGGCUGACCUGGGUUUGAAGUCCUUCCGCCUUGGGAUGACCUACUUUGCUGAUAUGGAAAAUGAAGAGUACAAAAAGCUGGGCUGUCUUGGCUCCUUCAAUGCCUCUCUGCCUCGCCAUGGUUCUACCUUCAGACGACUGCCUAAAGGUACAGUCCUGCCUGACACUGUUGACUGGAGGAAACAGGGAUACGUCACUCAUGUCAAGGAUCAGAAAGAAUGUGGGUCCUGCUGGGCCUUCAGUGCAACUGGUGCACUGGAGGGUCAGUACUUCAAGAAGACAGGAAAGCUGGUGUCUCUGAGUGAGCAGCAGUUGGUGGACUGCUCUCGUAAAUUUCGCAACAAUGGCUGUGAAGGAGGAGAACCGCACUGGGCCUUUCAGUACAUUCGAUACAAUGGAGGUCUUGACACUGAGGAGUCCUACCAUUAUGAGGCUAAAGAUGGACAAUGCCAUUACAACCCUGAUUCUGUUGGUGCCAAAUGCAGUGGUUAUGUUAAUGUGAGUCCAUUUGAAGAUGCCCUGAAGGAGGCUGUGGCCACCAUCGGACCAAUAUCUGUGGCCAUUGAUAUUUCUCGUGUGUCGUUCCAACUCUACCAUUCAGGAGUGUAUGAUGAACCUUGGUGCAGCAACAUAAACUUGAACCAUGCUGUGCUGGCUGUGGGUUAUGGUACUGAGAAUGGACAUGACUACUGGCUGGUCAAGAACAGCUGGGGUAGUGAAUGGGGAAACAAGGGAUACAUUAAGAUGACCAGGAACAAAGACAACCAGUGUGGGAUUGCUACUGAAGCAAGCUACCCUCUAGUCUGAAGAAGUGGAAGCAAACUCAUCUGCAUCUUUUUUCUUCUGCUUUGACCAAAAUUUUGUUUAAAAUGCCAUUUUAACAUAAUAAACUUCUGCACAUUUAAAAUAUGUAUGCAUUCUACAGUUUAAUCACUGUGUUUUCUUUAAAAAAAAUAAUUAAAUUAAUCAGAUUAUAUAAGACAGUA